Sclerotinia trifoliorum is the source of this 2253-nucleotide messenger RNA. NCBI's taxonomy places the organism in Eukaryota, Fungi, Ascomycota, Leotiomycetes, Helotiales, Sclerotiniaceae. The record is from the annotation of a GenBank genome assembly.
AAUAUACGGCAUAAGGGUUUUCUAUUAUAGAUAAUUUCAAACAUUUCCUACAAUAUACAAUCAAUUAAAUUGAUAUUUUGAAGAACUAAAGGAAAAUGGAAAUACAACUUUUAAUUUUACUUUCACCUGUUGGAUCUGGAUAGUGAAUGUCUUUCCACUAAAUCCACGUUGCCAUCUCAUCUCAAAGACCCUUACUUUACCAUAAGAUACCAUACGCGACGCGAUCUUCGAGAUGCAGCCCACAAAAUUGGAUCUUAAUGACAGUAGGAAAGCACAACCGCGGCGUGCUGGACUUACUAGGAAUUAUCAUCAUAGUCUUUUACAAUCAAUCAAUCCACCAAAGAAGGAAGAACGCCUCGAAAUGCCUACUAAGGCAGGGACGAAGAACCGUGCGAACAAUGCUGGAAUUUCUGGCGACGUCAACGACGGCAAUUAUUCAAAAUUGCGGAAGCGAGAACAUAAAGGGCCGAACAAAGAGAAUGAACCAGGGCUACCGGCUUCUUCUACCAUGAAGGAUACAGAUCCAAUUGAGGUUGAGGAUGAGGACAUUUCUAGACUUCCAGAUGAUUCGGAUGAUGGUGCGAAGUAUAUCAUCGACUCUUCCGAUCAGGAUUCCCCAUCGAAAAUCAGCGCAGAUAUGACAAAGACAUCAUUUGGAUCAAAAAAUCAAAAGUCAAGCCAAAUUACCACCACAUCCCCUAUCCUCAAUCGAAGAUCCACAAGUACAAAGCCAUCCGAGCCCAAUUCCAGUAAGGGUGUCAAGAGGAAGAAUGAAGAAAACGACUCGCAUGAUCAAGAUGUGGAUAUAUUCGGCAACAUGCAGAGUAGCAGUAAAAAGCGUAGAUCAUAUAUACAAACGCACAAAGAGCACAAACCUCCCAAACGUAUGUCAAUUACACUGUUGAAUUGCUUAAAAAACUAAUGGUAAAUAGCUGGUGCCAACAAUUUUACGGGGGAAAGGGCCAGACCGAAGAAGGCUAGCAAGUAUGGGAAGAAGGCAUCGCCGGUUAAAGUUUUCAAAAAUUAUGGAAGUAGUUCUCCAAGUCUGGCCAGCGAUGAUGGGAAGCGAAAACUACAAGAUUAUACAACAGAUACCCCGACGAAAAUACAAAGUCCAGCCAAAGGUGGUCUCGUUGUGCCGGAUUUCAGUGAUGAUGAUUUCUCGGAUCUAGAUUUACCCAGCAAGUUAAAGCCGUCAAACGGUACACUUCCAUCAAGGAAAUCCAAACAACUUCAUCUAUACGACGAUGAUAUAUUGGAUGGAACAAAAGAGCUGGCGAAAGAACUAAAUCCGGACACCUUCGGCAUCACUAAUUUUGGAAGGGAAGAUAGUUCAGACCUUGACGAUCACACGGGACCUUGUUGUCCCAUGUGUAACGAGCCUGUGGCUGCUGAAGAUUUGGAAGCCUUUGGGGAGAUGAAUACUCGAAAGCAAGAGAAAUUCUGUUUAUCUCAUCAACGAAAGAGCGCGCGGUCAAACUGGAAGGUUAAGGGGUACCCGGAUAUUGAUUGGACAACUUUGGAUUCUCGAAUUGCCAACCAUCAUGCAUUCAUUAAGAAGUUAAUUGGUGGUGCAUCUUGUCAUUCUCGAGACAUAUUGGAUGAGAAGAUUAGAACUGGGAAAGAUCGAAAUUUAAUGAAGAGCACUACGAAUCUCACACCUGGUUAUUAUGGUUCUCGAGGUUUACGUCUAAUGUCGGAAAAUAUUAUGCACAAGUUCACACCAAAAUUAAAGGAGAGAGCACCUAUCGACCGUCUUAUCGCAGCAAGAGGUCCAACUGCAUUUGUGGAAUCGGUUAUCGUACCUGAACUUACAGUUUUAUUGAUCAAGGAAGAUAUGAAAGUUGAUGAGGAAGAAGCAAGGGAAAUUCUCAAGGAAAGUUGCGAGAUAGGAGAUUUGGUCAACGAGGAGAUCAAAGAUGUUGUAAAGCUUAAGCCUAAGAAGAAGUAUAUUAACGACAGUGACGAUGAUGAUGACGAUGAUUUUAACUUUUAGCUGAAACAAUAUCGCGCGGAUUUUGGCUACUACUUGCUUGCAGAGAUUAUGGAAUUGUAUAACCAGUGGAGUUAACUAUUUACUUUCCAUGAUGUGCUGAUCAUAUCACUGUAGAAGGAUGGGUUGUAUUGGUACUGCAAUGGGGGAUUAUAUUUGGCUUGGAUUUAUUGAUGGAAUGAGGAAGACGAGGAGAGGAGCAUACGGUAGCAUCCAGCUUGUGCGUUAUACAAGUACAGAGUACAAUAUACAUAUAUACC